Agrilus planipennis (emerald ash borer) is the source of this 1104-nucleotide messenger RNA. Its product is annotated as mediator of RNA polymerase II transcription subunit 15-like. The record is from RefSeq and is a predicted model, not a curated record. Lineage: Eukaryota; Metazoa; Arthropoda; Insecta; Coleoptera; Buprestidae. Bases 11 to 922 code for a protein of 303 amino acids. The transcript has 4 exons.
UCUCAUACAGAUGAGUUCUCAGAUGAUCAACGGAGAAACAGAAAUCGGGAAGUACGACAUGUUCCGCUUUAUCGUCAUUGCAUUUUGCGCGUUCGCGCUGGCAGCAUGUAGUCCAUCUGCGGAGAGGCAAGAAUACGACAGUGACGAUACAUUUGGAUCUGAAUCUCAUCAUUUUCAUAAUGUGGACGGGAACAGCGGUAAACAAGGAUACAGUCAGGGCGCAGGAUUACGAGCUAUAGCCCAAGGAUCGGCCGAUCAAGCCAGCAUAGCCGUUCAAAAUCAGAAAAGUGCAGCAGAGCAGGCAGCCUAUGUCGCUAAAAAUACUUUAGCACAAGCUGCUAACCAAGCUUCUGCCACAGCCCAAGCAGCAUUAGCAGGCAAACAGGUAAUUCUUCAAGGCAUAGAACAGCAAUUACAAGAUGCCCAAACGGCACUGGAAGGUGAAGAGCAGCAGUUGCAACAAGCUCAGAGAUCAGCAGCCGUGGCUCAACAAGCUGCACAGCAGGCAAUGCACCACGUUAACGUACUAACAGCCGCUUUGAACGCUGCUCAAGCCACCUCAGACCAAGCAGCCCAAGCUGCAUCUGAAGCAGCAGGAGAAUUAGGCGCUCAAACAGCGAUGAUCGGUGCAGCGAAGCAGAGGGUUGCAACGUUGGCAGAACAACUGCAUGGUGCGCGAAUUGAUUACGAGGCAACGCUUGCAGCUGCACAAAGAGCACUUCAGGCUGCACAGCUAGCACAACACAACGCUGCAGAAGCUGCAGCUAUAGCUGCCAGUGGACUUAACAAACCACCCCAGCCUCUUCCGCCACCACCACCUCCACCACCAAUAUCUGGCAAAGGUGGUGCUGGUGUACAAGUCGGCCAUAACGAAUUAUAUUCCAUUUCCGCGGAAGGUUAUUCCGGCUAUCAUCGUUAUUAAUAAUGACAUUAGAUAAACAUAUAACGAUUAUAUUUUUUAUUUUGCUUUUUAAGUGUAUAUGACUUUUGUAAAUUUAAUAAAAUAUUAUUCUACUCUGAUUAACUAAGAAAUCCACCACCAAAAAAAAGUGAAAAGCGAGCAAUCAUCUUUGAAGAAAUGUUUUUCGCACAGAACGUCGUAAA